This is a messenger RNA of Triticum dicoccoides, 791 nucleotides long. RefSeq lists its product as uncharacterized. The coding region runs from base 90 to 587 and encodes 165 amino acids. The transcript has a single exon. The record is from RefSeq and is a predicted model, not a curated record. Lineage: Eukaryota; Viridiplantae; Streptophyta; Magnoliopsida; Poales; Poaceae.
GGGUCUCCGUCCACCUCGCCGCCGGAGACAACCACCAAACCCACGCAUCCCCAGCUCCCCUCGCCUCCUCUUUCCACAGCGCGGCGCCGAUGGCCACGGCACACUGCUACCCGCCGCCGCCGCCCAUCGCCCACGCGCUUCCAAGGCCGCACGCCGCCGACGGCGCCGUUGCCCUCCUCCCCGACGACGGCGGCAGCGACAGCGAGAGCGUGGCCGAGUCGUCGUGCCCGCACCCGCGCGUGCGCCGGCCGACGGCGAGCCGGGACGAGGAGGAGGAGGAGGACAACGACGGGUGCAGCAGCUGCGUGGAGGUGGACGAGUACUGGGGCUACUACCAGCAGCAGCAACAGCAGCAUCCGCAGGAAGCCGACGACGAGGAGGAGGUCAGCACGUUGAGCGUCUGGUGGAAGAAGAAACGGGCGGCGGCGGCGGCUAGUAGGGCUGGCGGCGCGUUCCCCUCGGCGUUCCCCUCGGCGGUGGGUGGUGAGGGGGAGGAGAAGAAGGCGGAGGACCCGAAGCGGGCGGCGGCGCGGCAGGAGGAGGACCGCAAGUUCUGGGCCGACUGCCUCGCCACCGGGUACCCCUGAAACCCAGGAAAAGCCAUAGGUCGGCAUGCAAAGGCCAUGGCAAAGAAGCCAUGAGCGCCGCCAACCGAAACUGCAGCCGCUCAACCCAAGCGUAUGCCUACCUUUGUUUGUUUCUUUCCAUUUUUCUUUUGAUUUCCUUGUACAUAAUAUUCAACGGAACUCCUCAACAAGCCACUGGGUGGCGUAUUUUGACCCCCGUAAAGC